Molecule: messenger RNA, 2061 nt
Organism: Eptesicus fuscus (big brown bat)
Lineage: Eukaryota; Metazoa; Chordata; Mammalia; Chiroptera; Vespertilionidae
Gene: TBC1D22A
Product: TBC1 domain family member 22A
Biological process (GO): activation of GTPase activity
Molecular function (GO): GTPase activator activity
Source: RefSeq, a predicted model, not a curated record
GAGGCGGAAGAGUCCCUGGAUCUGCGCCGGGGUGUCCCGGGACGGCUGAGGGGCCCCCCCCCGGGGUGCAGGAGAGAACCGCCGGGGCGGGCCGGCCGCGCUCGGGGUGUCGGGGCCGCAGGCCUGAGGGAUGAGGAGGCGCCAUGGCCAGCGACGGGGCCAGGAAGCAGUUCUGGAAGCGCAGCAACAGCAAGGUCCCGGGCAGCAUCCAGCACGUGUACGGCGCCCAGCACCCCCCUUUUGACCCACUGCUGCAUGGCACCCUGCUCAAGGCCGCGCCCAAGGCGCCCGCCACGCCCGUGAGGGCCAAGAGGGGCAGCACCUUCCAGGAGUUCGAGAGCAACACCAGCGACGCCUGGGAUGCGGGCGAGGACGACGACGAGCUCCUGGCCAUGGCGGCCGAGAGCCUGAACUCGGAGGUGGUCAUGGAGACGGCCCACCGCGUCCUGCGCGACCACAGCCAGCGGCAGGAGCAGCACAAGCGGCAGGCCCCGCGGCCCGGGCAGGAGCCCACGCCCGCGGCAGAGCCGCCUCCCGUCGCCAGCGGGGACCUGCGGCUGGUGAAGUCUGUCAGCGAGAGCCACACGCCCGGUCCUGCAGAGAGCGCCAGCGGCCCUGCCCCUCUGCACAGGUCCCAGUCGCUCCCGCACGCGGCCACCGUGGCCCUGGGCGGCACGUCCGACCCCGGGGCCCUCAGCAGCUCGGCGCUGAGUGAGAGAGAGGCCUUCCGGCUCGACAAGUUCAAGCAGCUCCUGGCCGGCCCCAACACGGACCUGGAGGAGCUGCGGAGGCUCAGCUGGUCCGGGGUCCCGAAGCCCGUGCGUCCCAUCACCUGGAAGCUCCUCUCGGGCUACCUUCCUGCCAACGCGGAGCGCAGAGCCGCCACGCUGCAGAGGAAGCGGGAGGAGUACUUCGCCUUCGUGGAGCACUACUACGACUCGCGCAACGACGAGGGCCACCAGGACACCUACAGGCAGAUCCACAUCGACAUCCCGCGGAUGAGUCCAGAGGCGCUGACGCUGCAGCCCGCGGUGACGGAGAUUUUCGAGAGGAUCCUGUUCAUAUGGGCCAUCCGGCACCCCGCCAGCGGCUACGUCCAGGGCAUCAACGACCUGGUCACCCCCUUCUUCGUGGUCUUCAUCUGCGAGCACGUGGAGGAGGAGGACGUGGACAUCGCCGACGUGUCCCGCGUGCCCGCGGACGUGCUGCGCAACGUGGAGGCCGACACGUACUGGUGCAUGAGCCGGCUGCUGGACGGCAUCCAGGACAACUACACCUUCGCCCAGCCCGGGAUCCAGAUGAAAGUGAGGAUGCUGGAGGAGCUCGUGGGCCGCAUCGAUGAGCAAGUGCACCGGCACCUGGAGCAGCACGAGGUGCGGUACCUGCAGUUCGCCUUCCGCUGGAUGAACAACCUGCUGAUGAGGGAGGUGCCCCUGCGCUGCACCAUCCGCCUGUGGGACACCUACCAGUCGGAGCCCGAGGGCUUCUCCCAUUUCCACCUGUACGUGUGCGCUGCGUUCCUCGUGAGGUGGAGGAAGGAGAUCCUGGAAGAGAGGGACUUCCAGGAGCUGCUGCUGUUCCUGCAGAACCUGCCCACGGCCCGCUGGGGCGACGAGGAGGUCAGCCUGCUGCUGGCCGAGGCCUACCGCCUGAAGUUCGCCUUUGCCGACGCCCCCAAUCACUACAAGAAGUGAGCGGGCCCGGCGCAGGCCCACAGGGGACACGCACCGCCGCCGGUGCAGGCCGUGGCCAAGGAGCGGCCGGCUGGACACCCGGCCCCGGCGCCUGCGGGAGGCGCAGCACGGCCCUGGCCUGGGAGGGCGGCGGCCUGUUGCUGAGAUACCAAAGAGAGCAGGGGAGGGUCCCGGCCGCGGGGCCACUGGUGGUCGGGCCCUCCCCGUCCUGGAGCGACCUUGCCAAAUGACCCCUCCUGGGGACCCCAGCGGCGGCCCUCGGAGAGCCUGCGUCGGGCGCAGGGACAGAGGGACAGGAGCCGUCACGCACUGACUCUGAAACGCAAACAUUCUCUUCUGUUGAGUGAAAGAAUAAAAUACAGACACA